Penicillium coprophilum is the source of this 1500-nucleotide messenger RNA. RefSeq names its product F-box protein. Gene Ontology annotation, molecular function: protein binding. The transcript has a single exon. The record is from RefSeq and is a predicted model, not a curated record. The coding region runs from base 1 to 1500 and encodes 499 amino acids. Lineage: Eukaryota; Fungi; Ascomycota; Eurotiomycetes; Eurotiales; Aspergillaceae.
AUGACCAGAACAGAACAACGCCAUGAUGUGGUUUUUCUACCUCGUGAACUCCUCUGGAUGAUCAUGGGCUAUCUACAACCAAAUGAACUGGUCCGCUGUCGCCGUGUCUCACGUGCUUGGAGCGAAGCGUUUAGCAACCCGGCCAUCCUACUCCCACUCCUAAAGAAACAUUACCCGUGGACUCAAGAAGUCAAAAACCUCUGCAAGAAUAGAUCCCCUGAAAAACUACCCCAGGGUCGUCGUCUAUUCGACCAGGUUGCUUCACGGUAUCAUCACCUAGAACAAGGCAAGCCCCGCUCUAUCCGAAAGUACCGUCUCUGCGAUGACUUUGGCAGCGCUGGAGACCGAGAAUGGUAUCAGGUCCAGCCAUGGGAUUCACACGCCAGUCAUAUGAGGCGUUUCAUCGACCGCCAAUUCGCUGAGGCUUUAUGGACAUUUGAAGACGGCCUACUGGUCUACCCCAGCGCCGAUCAUCAGUUUCUCGUUCUCAUGGAUUUGGAAACGGACCGGCAGUUCAUGGUACCAUUUAUUAUCCGUGGCAAGGUCAUUCGUCGAGUACGCCUGCAGAAACGCUUACUCGUUGUUGAGUGGGCUGAACCCAAAGCUUUUCACUGGCUGAAUGAUAGCGAUGGUGUGCAUCGUCACUUUGCGUCAUCCUUUGAUGUGACAAGAAGCGAGAAGCAGGGCUGGAAUAUUGUCCCACGCAAUGAAUGGAAGAUUAUGUUUUUGGGACAUCCGCUAAGCGAACGAGAUCGUUUCUUCUCCUCACAUAGCAACACCCACUACGUGAUCUAUAUAUGGCAGCCAAAUCGCAGCUUGUAUACUGCCGACGAGGAUGCGCCCAUUGAGUCUUUGUCUAUCUGGGACAUAUCCAAGACAUCAUCAUACAGACCUUCGUUGGAUCCCACGGGACGUCUGAGAGACGAGUCACCUGAUGACUCUCCAUCGAUCGUGGCGCGUUUCGGAUUCCGAGACCUGGAGUUUUUCGACAUCCGACAACGAGGAUGUCCAAGCAUUCAACGAUUAAAUAUAACCGAUGAUGCCCAGGCAGUCGAAAUUACAGAAAACGUUUGCAUCCGGCCGGAAGACCAACCACCCGAGCCAUUCGGGAUUCCUCAACCUAUCACGACAAGCAUUCCUAUUUUAGGAAAUGGACCUCAUUGGCGCCGGGAGUUUGAGGGGGUUCUGCCUCCUUACCGUGGGAACUGCAGCAUGCAGGCAGAAACUAUGAGAUUCGAUGGCUUCAUCAUGAUGGAGCCUUGGUAUGGUGUUAUUGCUCAAGUCACUGUACUCGAGCCUGAUCUUGGCUUUUGUCUUCAUUUUGAUCCUUGGACGUGGGUGCAAAAUCAGAUUGUUCAUUUGACUAUUCAGACACCUCGCUCGAGCGUCACUUGUGUUAAUUGGGAUUUUGUUGGCAGGGGGAGACUUGCUGGCUGUGAGAAAUAUUUGGUGGGUGAGAAUUGCAACCGAGAGCUGGUGAUUUACCGGUUUGAUAGAUGA